UUCUGAUGUUGUAAGUUUUCAACGAAAUAAUAUCAUAUAACAUUGUUCGAUUUUGUUGGUCUUUUUUUUCAAAUCAUGGCUCAAAGUCGAACUCGAAAGGGCUGAAUUUAAAUUACAGCAUAACCGCACGCGUGUUUGCGCAAAACUCGCACGCCACUCGCGACUGCAUGGUCAAUGCUGACUUAAAAUUACGCGUGCGUAACUCAAAACAUUGAGAUGACAUCACAAUUAAUUAUUUUAGGACAUUGCAAUAUGGGGAUUUCCAAAUUCACCCAGACCUUAUAUAAAUUUAGCCCUCAACCCCCAAAGACACAGAAUAGCAAACGACUGGGAGAGACGUAGGACAUUAUCUGAUUAUCGUACCACGGUGGGAAUAUCGUACAGCGGCUUCAUACUGGAGUGUAAUUCUCAUUACUCAAUAAUUUAUGCAUUGCGAAUUGUAUGAAUUUCGUGGUCGCUCUCUGCAGCAUAAAAUUACUGUCAAUUCACGACCGCGGGACGGGAUAGCAAGUUUAUCCAACUCCUUGGUUUAUCAUUGUGGAAAGUGCAAGGCUUGAACGAUUCAAAAAAUGAAUGGAAAAUUGAUUAUAUCUGUGAAGCAUGGAGAUUACCUUAGCCUGUUCAGUAUUAUCGCCUGUCUCAUGUACUUCAGUGAGGCAGCUGAUAAUGACAUGCAAAAUGUGACGAGAGAAUGGGGCUCUGGAGACAUCGACAUCCCAUGUUUCCUUGACAGAUCCGGUGGACAAACUAUCAAUAACACCGACAUCUAUUGGAAGAAUGAUCAGCAGGAGGAUUUGGUUCUACGUGUUAACGGACGCGUGACGUACCAACGGGCGAAUCCAAAUGUCACCAAACUCCAUGAUGAUGGGUCGCUUUCAGUGCAGAACGACUAUUCUGCAACGGGGGUGUACAUCUGUGACUAUUCGCGACCGAAUGAGUUCAUCAAAACUCGUACAAGGGUCACAGUUUUAGAACCCCCGCUCCGGGUAUUGGAGUGCAAUGUCACGGAUGCAAACCAGUCCACGCCCUGCCGAGUAACCGUACCGAACGGAACCGAAAGUCUCACUUUCACCCUCAUCAAGGCCGGACUCAGAACCACACUCAACCCAACACUCACGGUCGAUUCCCUCGAUAUACCCGUCGAAGAAGAUACGAAGAACACGACCCGCAAUGAAGACAAUUCUAUCACUAUCACGGCCAGGUAUAUAGUCCAUGUCAUCGACCUCACGUCGUCAUCCGAUAUCCGCUUUAACCUAACCGCCGGGCUGACCAAAGAAGAAUACGUAGUUGUCUUAAAUAAAGCCGAGGAACGCGAUGGUGGUGGUGGUGGUGGUGGUGGUGGCGGCGGUGGUAAUUGGGUAACAGUGGGCAUUGUAGUGGGGGUUCUCGUAUUCAUCAUCAUCAUCGUCAUAGCUUUAGUAAUUUGGAGAAAAAAAAAAGGAGGGCCUGCAUCUGAACCAGUAUAGGAGCAUAAUAUAGAAGAUAGCUGGUCCAGUGGUACGGUCACCUAUCUUGUCUUCGCCAUCAAACUGACUCUGAUGGACCCCGGUUCGAAACACGGUUACGUCUUUCGGAUAGCCCCAGUCGCAAAAUGCAUGUCUGAUUGACACCCAUUAUAAACUCAGUAUGACAAAUAUUCAAUAAGGUAUAAGGUACAUGCAACGUCCAUCCCUUGUUGAUUUGUACACAUUAUCAUGACUGUAUUGCAACCUCUACAGUCACGUUCAUACUGACGGUCGUCUCUACAGUCACGUUCAUACUGACAGUCGUCUCUACAGUCACGUUCAUACUGACAGUCGUCUCUACAGUCACGUUCAUACUGACAGUCGUCUCUACAGUCACGUUCAUACUGACAGUCGUCUCUACAGUCACGUUCAUACUGACAGUCGUCUCUACAGUCACGUUCAUACUGACAGUCGUCUCUACAGUCACGUUCAUACUGACGGUCGUCUCUACAGUCACGUUCAUACUGACAGUCGUCUCUACAGUCACGUUCAUACUGACAGUCGACUCUACAGUCACGUUCAUACUGACGGUCGUCUCUACAGUCACGUUCACACUGACGGUCGUCCGGUGUGAAACCGAGUGAUAUAAUUGAGUGUAAACAGAUAUAAACGGGGUAUAUUUUAAGUGUUAAUUGCAAUCCACUGGAUCAGUAGAUCCCUUCGAUAAAGAUAUUAUUUUUGUUACAAACGGGCUUUGUGUAUUGUGUGUGCGUAGAAGGUGCUUGUACUUCGUACAUAUAUUUGUUUAUUUGCAAAACUUAUGUCAAACAAUAUAUAUAAGUAAUAUUUCAAAACUAUAAAGAAUAUUGAUCAUUAUAAUCUGUCCCUACAUUAUGUCGAAAUCACUGUUCAGAGUUUACUGUAAUAAAUAUGUUCUAUAAUUAAUAUCAUGGUUUGGUGCAUGUAGGCCUAGAUCUAUAAAGAAUUUAUUCAUAAUUCUUUUUAUAAUUUCAAUAUUUAAUCAUAUUAUAUAUGUAC
Molecule: messenger RNA, 2483 nt
Organism: Strongylocentrotus purpuratus (purple sea urchin)
Lineage: Eukaryota; Metazoa; Echinodermata; Echinoidea; Camarodonta; Strongylocentrotidae
Exons: 5
Coding region: 570-1466 (298 amino acids)
Source: RefSeq, a predicted model, not a curated record